Prionailurus viverrinus (fishing cat) is the source of this 1131-nucleotide messenger RNA. RefSeq names its product lipocalin 9 (gene LCN9). Gene Ontology annotation, molecular function: small molecule binding. The record is from RefSeq and is a predicted model, not a curated record. Bases 110 to 733 code for a protein of 207 amino acids. The transcript is spliced from 5 exons. Lineage: Eukaryota; Metazoa; Chordata; Mammalia; Carnivora; Felidae.
GGAGGAGGGGUGGGGAGGACAGGCUGUGCUGGGCACAGAGGGGUGGCAACCGUGGAGCAGAAAGGGGUAUAAAGGCAGUGGGCCGCGUGUGAGGCCCCCACCAGAGGCCAUGGCUCUCUUCCUGCUGACCCUGGGGCUGAGCCUGGUCUCCGCCCAGGAGCUCAACCCCCAGGCCAUUGUGCAGAAGAACUAUAACAUGGCCAAGGUUUCAGGGAUCUGGUAUCCGGUGUCCAUGGCCUCCGACGACAUAAAGCGGAUCGAGGAAAACGGGGACCUGAGGGUCUUCAUCCGGAACAUCGAGAGCUUGGGGGACGGGCGUCUGAGAUUCCAUUUCCGCGCCAUGGUGCACGGGGAGUGCGAGCACGUGGCCAUGGUCUGCGAGAAGGCGGAGAGGGACGGGGAGUACAGCAUCAGCCAUGAGGGGGACAAUACGGUGCUGCUCUCGGAGACCGACUACAGACAGUACAUCAUCUUCCACCUCCGGAACAUCAGGAACGGGACACAGACCACUGUGCUGGCGCUCUAUGGACGGGUGCCGGACCUGGGUCCCAGCUUCCUGGACAGAUUUGAAAAAGUCUGCAGAAAGUACGGACUGGGUCCGCAGAACAUCAUCAGCCUCGGCAACCAAGGCGAGCCUCCCACCUCCUGCGCCAGCAGCCCUGGGCCAGGAGUGUUCCGGAGAGUCCCGGGGCCUCGGGGCUGGGGGUGGAGGCUCCAGAAAGUCUCCAUCUGAGACCCCCCCACCCCCGGCUCUGUCUCCCCAGAUGCCUGUUUCAAAUACAGAAGGUAGAGACGCCCACCCAGGCCUGACGGUGCGUGAGCUUGGCCUCAGGGCGGGCGUGGGGGCUGAGGCAGCACUGGGCGCCGUGGAGGAGGCCGGGGGCAGGAGGGGGCCCGCUUCCCCAAACCCCCCCCUCACCCUGUCUGCGGGGUUUCCCCGCCGAGUGGCGGGGAGCCUUCUGGGGAGGAGCCCACCCUGUGUCAGUGUCCCGAGGCGGCUCUAGCCGGUGACCACGGACUGGGGGCACAGAGCCACAGAACUCAUUCUUCCCAGCGUGGAGGCCAGAAGUCCGAGGUCCAGGCCAGGCAGGGCCACGCUCCUGCGGAGGCUCCAUCGGUGGGGGGGGGGGG